CCAAACAUGCAAUUAUGUAAUUCUUAUCAUUAAAAUCAUCCCUAUAAAUGAGAUGAGCACGAGUGGCAUGAUUUUAAUUCAGCUUGCCAAGCCAAACAAGGAUAAACUAAUUUUCAGAUAUUCCAUUUAGUAAAAUUGUCAUUAUGAAAUUGCUGCUGCUUUUGUGCCUCGCUGUGACCUUUGUUUAUGGUCAACAAGAUCCCGGUGCAAUCUGGAUCCCAAGUCCUCACUACAACUCGAGAAAUGGCUAUAGUGUCAAAUGGUUAAUUGUCCACGGAACUGCUGGAGGCUCGAGCGCCGUAGCGAUUGGGGAAUGGUUUCAAAAUCCGGCAUCGCAAGCCUCCACGCACUACGUGGUUGGGCAGGAUGGAACUGUAGUUCAGUGCGUAAACGAGGGUUGGGCCGCGUGGGGAAAUGGUGUUGUUGAAGGAGGAUCCGAUUCUUGGUGGGGUGUAAAUCCAAAUUGGGUCUCAAUCUCGAUCGAACAUGUCAAAUCGAACACGGACAAUUCGAACGAACUGACCGGACCACAGGCCGCGGCUUCGUUCAAUCUGAUCAGAAAUAUUAUCGCAAGAAAUCCCGGGAUUCGGAUGGCUUAUGCAAAUGGUGAUGGUGGAAUUACGGGUCAUUUCUCGAUGAGCCCGCAAUCAAGGGCUCGAUGCCCGGGACCUUUUCCUUGGGAACAAAUGUUCAAUGACCUCAACGGUUCGGGCCAACCGACCUGCAUGGGAUCGGCUACGACAGCGUUGAACAUAAGGGCCGAGCCAAAUACGAACAGUGCCAUUGUUGGAGGCGUCCCGAUGCACAAUGUGGUCAACGUGAGGGCGAAAGUUCUAGGAGAAGAUAUCCUUGGAAACCCGUACUGGAUGCAGCUUCACGAUGGAUCAGGAUUCAUUGCUGCGUACUAUUUCAACGUGCACAUUACCCAGCCGGGAUGGUGCUAUUAAAAAAUUCACAUUUUCAAAAAAUGACAUGGCAAUCAAAAUUUAUUAAAAUUCGAAUUAUUGAGGAUCCUGGUUUCUUAUAAACCAUUUGUAUGAAAUAAUCCACGCAGUGCUUGAUCACUUUGUAAAAUCCGUAAAUCCUGUAAACCUACACACUUUUACCAAAUUUUUCAAAUAUUUCUGAGGAAAAUUAGCAUACAAUUUUUUGUAAACUUACUCCGAUCACGGGCUUUUCUUUACUUUGUAAAAGUUUGUCAAAUUAUUUUACAAAAUGCAUGGAUUUUACAAGUUACAAAUAACUGCGUCCUCAAAUGAAUGUCCUCAAAUCUAUACAAUUUAAUCUGGCUAAUAAACUAUAAUUGAAA
Folsomia candida is the source of this 1309-nucleotide messenger RNA. Its product is annotated as N-acetylmuramoyl-L-alanine amidase A. Gene Ontology annotation, molecular function: N-acetylmuramoyl-L-alanine amidase activity. NCBI's taxonomy places the organism in Eukaryota, Metazoa, Arthropoda, Collembola, Entomobryomorpha, Isotomidae. The transcript has 7 exons. Gene Ontology annotation, biological process: peptidoglycan turnover; peptidoglycan catabolic process. The record is from RefSeq and is a predicted model, not a curated record. Bases 144 to 947 code for a protein of 267 amino acids.